AUGGCUUACAGUUAUUAUGAUCCAAUUGAAUCUGCUUUUGCUCAAGCGGAUAGAAAUCGAGACGGAGUAUUAGAUCGAAAUGAAUUUCGAAAUUUUCUUGAUUUUCAAAAUGCUGAUCGUAAUCGUGAUGGACGUGUUAGCUAUGCUGAGUUUGCCAACAUAGCUGCACCAAAUCUUAAUAUUCAUCCAAGAUAUACGGCACGAGCUUUUCAAAUCGCUGAUCGAAAUCAUGAUGGUGUUUUAGAUCAACAAGAAUUAGCCGAUUUCUCCGAUUUUCAACAUGCUGAUAUAAAUCAUGAUGGUCGCGUUGACCAAGCUGAAAUGCGUUUGUUUCUUCAUCACAAUCAAAUGAAUAUGUAUUCACCUUAUAAUUAUGGACAACAACCAUACUAUCGAUAUUAA
Rotaria sp. Silwood1 is the source of this 402-nucleotide messenger RNA. NCBI's taxonomy places the organism in Eukaryota, Metazoa, Rotifera, Eurotatoria, Philodinida, Philodinidae. The record is from the annotation of a GenBank genome assembly.